Molecule: messenger RNA, 1518 nt
Organism: Trypanosoma grayi
Lineage: Eukaryota; Euglenozoa; Kinetoplastea; Trypanosomatida; Trypanosomatidae
Exons: 1
Coding region: 1-1518 (505 amino acids)
Cellular component (GO): mitochondrial matrix
Source: RefSeq, a predicted model, not a curated record
AUGUUCGCGUGGCGUCAGCGAUGCUCCUCGUUUGGGCAACAGGCCGCGGGCAGCGCACUGCGACGGCACCAUUGGGUGAGGCCGUGCCAUGCCAACAAAAACAGCAACACCAGCAGCGCAGCUUCGGCGUUGCUUACAGUCAGCAGGGCGUGCUGCUCGUUGAGCGACGGGCGCGGUUCGUCCUCAGAUGACGUAUUCGCCGCUGAUGGCUCUCGGAGUGACGAGCCGUCCACAUCGCCGCUGGCAUUCUGCGACGCCCCCUCGCCACGACGUGCGCAGUUGCAUGAUGACUCGAAGUCUGCAACGGAGCUCUUGUGCGCAGCGGGCCUCGUGCUGCGCGACGCUGCGGAGGCAGAGAUUAGGGCGGAGAUUGAGCGCGACAGUCGCGACGGUGUAGCGGCCAUCCCACCGCUGCCGCCGCUCGGCUGGAAGGUGCAGCAUCCUGUGGGGUCAAACUUCUUUGUCAUGACGUGCACGCUGCGUGGCGGCACGCGGUCUGCAGAGUUGAACACACGACGAUACCAAAGCGUGCAUGAUAUGUUCCUGCAGUCUGUGGGGGAGGACCGGCGGCGGCAACAGCAAAAGCGAGCGGGAGGCCACACGCGUGGCGGUGCGGCCAGCGGGUCCGCUCAGUCCAGCGAUGCCUCCAGCAGCAGGAUGGUGGUUGGAUACGAAGCAGGGGCUAGGCGUCGCCCAGUGCUGCACGCGAUGGAAACAACGCGUGACCAGCCAAGUGUAGAGAGAGCCGAUGUUCAGCUGCGUGUGUUUGCCCCAUUUCGCGUGUACGACCCCUCUUCACAUGACUCCUCUGUUAAUAUCUGUGAGUGGUCAGCUUUCGACGUGCUCGUGCGAAAAUCGGCAGUGGGCAGUACGAACAGUAAUGAGAGGAGGGGGCCAACCAACCCUCUCGAGUCGUUACCGCAUUUGGUUGAGGAGGACGGUCUCUGUAUGUUUCUUCGUCUAGCCAGCGUUAACAGUGAGAUGCGUGUUCGCUCCGUCCAGCUCCUCUCGCGGCGUGAGGCGCAGGCGCUGGAAGAACACGCAUGCUUUGGGCGGGGUGAGCCGACAUUUUUGGAGUUGAUGCGCUGUCGCCGUCAUGAACGCGCGUCGACGCGCCGUCUUCGGUCGGUGCGCCGCUAUGACGAUCCACUGACGCUCGUGCACAAAAUACAACACCCGAAGGCGUCACCAACGUUCUCGUCGUCAUCAAUGAGUACGGCCACAGGCAACGGAAUGUGUGACUCCGCGUACGAGUUUCUGGUUGACUGCUUCGACACCAGCGGGGAAUACAGCCGUGCGUUGUGCUUUGGUGGGCCGUGUGUGAGUGAGUUGUCGAAGGAGAUGCUGGAGGCCCUUCAGGAUUACCUUCAGGGCGACCUUGGGCUCUCGGCUGAGUUCUGUGAGUACGUGUGCCAGAUGCAGUUCUUCCUCGAACAGGAGGAAUACAUGGCGUGGUUGGGGCGGUUGCGGCACAUGGCAGCAGCUGUGUCGGGGGAGGGCACGGGUGGGACAAAAUAA